Gregarina niphandrodes is the source of this 579-nucleotide messenger RNA. Its product is annotated as putative gag-pol polyprotein. The record is from RefSeq and is a predicted model, not a curated record. NCBI's taxonomy places the organism in Eukaryota, Apicomplexa, Conoidasida, Eugregarinorida, Gregarinidae. The transcript is spliced from 3 exons. Bases 1 to 579 code for a protein of 192 amino acids.
AUGUCGUCGGGUUUCUGGAAUGUACCCAUCGGUGAGUUUAAUGUGAUACCUUUCGGGAUUAAGAACCCACCGGCGGAAUUUCAGCGCGCUAUGGACGCGUCUUUUGAGGAGGUGCUGGGCACGAUGGACGGCGAAGCCGGGAUGCUAGACAGGAUAGAAAAGAUCUUGUGGUUGUGCAGGGCGAACGGAUUUUACCCGAGACUCGAUGAGAGUGAAUGGUUUAAGAGCGAGGUGAGGUAUCUGGGACACGUCACUGUCAAGGACGGCAAGAGGUGUCAGGCGAAGGAGAUCGAUGCUCUUAAGAACGCUGCGGCCUGUAGCGACAAGCGCAGCUUGCAGAGUUUCCUUGGGCUAGUUGGUUGCUUGAGGCCUUUCAUCCGGAGAUUUGCCGAAUAUACGGCGCCUUUGUUUAACCUGCUGAAGAAGGGGACGGUGUUUGAUUGGGGGCCUAGACAAGCUGAUGCCUUCAAGGCUCAGAAGGAGGCAGUAGUCGAGGCCGCGUUACUAUACACACCAGAGCCUGGCCAGCCCUAUACCAUUGAGACGGAUGCGUCGGUGUUGGGGAUUGGCGCAGUCUGA